AUGGGUAUCAGUUCGGUACAUGUGUUUACCCCGUACCCCGCUGGGGAGAUGGAGGAGAGCUAUCCCACGGCAGGCGUAAGGAGUGCGUCUGCGGACACUAACCUGUCCAGUGCACACAUGGUGGGGGAUAGCGUCUCUACGGAUGAGUGUAGUAUGGCGAACGGAUGCACUACCACCGGAGACACGGAGAGACAGAGCGGUAGGCAUAGCGACUGUAGCAGAGUUGGGCCUAAGAACAGUGGCAAGAACAUGAACAAGAACGGCAACGGUAUACCGAAGAAAGGUGGGCGCAAGGGGGAGGUAGACAACUCAACGGAUGUCAACGAAGUCGCGAACCAGGCUGUGAGUAUUGAUGGGUCGCGUGCGGAUGGGAUCAAUUCCGCUGGAUCGGUGCAUAACAGGAGCG
Messenger RNA from Sphaeroforma arctica JP610, 406 nucleotides. RefSeq lists its product as hypothetical. The record is from RefSeq and is a predicted model, not a curated record. The annotation marks the transcript as partial. The transcript has a single exon. Lineage: Eukaryota; Ichthyosporea; Ichthyophonida.